Messenger RNA from Aureobasidium subglaciale EXF-2481, 2698 nucleotides. RefSeq lists its product as uncharacterized. NCBI's taxonomy places the organism in Eukaryota, Fungi, Ascomycota, Dothideomycetes, Dothideales, Saccotheciaceae. Gene Ontology annotation, biological process: N-terminal peptidyl-methionine acetylation. Gene Ontology annotation, molecular function: protein-N-terminal amino-acid acetyltransferase activity; protein binding. Gene Ontology annotation, cellular component: NatA complex; cytoplasm. The coding region runs from base 45 to 2219 and encodes 724 amino acids. The record is from RefSeq and is a predicted model, not a curated record. The transcript is spliced from 3 exons.
AGCACAGCGAGCUCUUAGCACCUCACACGAGCACAUAAGAGACAAUGUCAGUACCGCUGUCUUCAAAGGAGCAGUCUCUGUUCAAACAGGUCGUUCAGCUCUACGAAUCAAAACAGUACAAGAGAGGAAUCAAGACUGCCGACCAGGUGUUGAAAAAGGUUCCCAACCAUGGCGACACUCAGGCCAUGAAGGCCUUGAUCCUCAACUCUCAGGGCAAGACCGACGAGGCCUUUGACCUUGCCAAGCUCGCUCUCAAGAAUGCCAUGAAGUCCAAUGUCUGUUGGCACGUCUAUGGGUUGCUGUACCGCUCCGUCAAGAACUACGAUGAAGCCAUCAAGGCCUACAAGUUCGCUCUGCGCCUCGAUCCCGACUCUCGCCAGAUCCAGCGCGACCUCUCGCUUCUCCAGGCUCAGACCCGCGACUGGAAGGGUCUUAUCGACAGUCGCAGAACAAUGUUGACGGCCUCUUCGGGUGUCCGCGCAAACUGGACUGCCUUGGCCAUCGCCCAACACAUGGCUGGCGACUACUCGGCCGCCGAGAAGGUAUUGAACAUGUACGAAGAGACGCUCAAGAACCCCCCGCAAGCAACCGAUCUCGAACACCACGAAGCCGUCCUGUACAAGAACACCAUCAUCGCCGAGUCCGGUGACUACGAGCGCGCCCUUCAAGGUCUCAAGGCCCUCUACAAGUCCAACCCCGACCGAACUGCCGUCAUGGAGCUUAGAGCCGAGUACUUGUUGAAGCUGCAUCGCAAAGAGGAGGCUGAGAAGGCAUACCGCGCUCUUUUGAGCAGAAACGCCGAGAGACGCGCAUACUACGACGGCUUGGAGAAGGCUCUUGGUCUCGACAAGAACGACCCUGCCGCGCACACCCAACUGCUGCAUCUGUACAAGUCUUUUGCCGAGAAGAGCGACAGAAUUGAUGCACCCAGACGUGUGCCUCUCGACUUCCUGCAGGGCGAUGCUUUCCGCGACGCUGUCGACGCCUACCUGACACGAGUCUUCCGCAAGGGUGUUCCUUCGACUUUCGCAAACCUCAAGGCCCUGUACAACGACGAAUCAAAGAAGCAGACCAUUGAAGAACUCGUCCUCGGCUACGCUUCGCAAAACAACGAGGAGAACGGCAAGAACUGGGACCUCGCUGUCAACUACUUCCUCGCACAACACUACGAUUACCACCUCUGCCGCAAUCUCGAAAAGGCCUCCGAAUACAUUGAAAAGACAAUCGCUCUCAACACAAACCCUCAAGACUACACUUUCCACCUCACAAAAGCAAGAAUCACAAAACACUCUGGCGAUCUCGAAAAGGCGUCCAAGCAAAUGAACGAGGCUCGCGAGAUGGACCUCGCAGACCGCUACAUCAACACAAAGUGCGCAAAAUACCAAUUACGAAACAACCAAAACGAUACCGCUAUCGAGACCAUGGGUCUGUUCACUCGCAAAGAAGCCAACGGUGGCCCCCUGGGUGAUCUACUCGACAUGCAAUGCAUGUGGUACCUCUUUGAGGACGGCGAGGCCUACAAGCGUCAAAACAAGUUGGGUCUGGCACUCAAGCGCUUCAAGUCCAUCCACGACAUCUUUGACGUCUGGUACGAGGAUCAAUUCGACUUCCACAGUUUCUCCCUUAGGAAGGGUAUGAUCCGCGCGUACGUCGACAUGAUCAGAUGGGAGGACCACUUGCGUCAACAUCCCUUUUACUCCAGAGCUGCAUACUCUGCCAUUGACAUUUACGUCAAGCUGUUCGACGACCCCAACUACGGCUCGACGAACGGCGAUCUCAGCGACGCAGACAAGAAAAAGGCGGAGAAAAAGGCACGCAAGGAAAAGGAAAAGGCAGAAGCUGAUAAGAAGGCUGCUGCUGCCGCAAAGGCGACCGCCACCUCGGAAGACAUCGUCAAGAAGGAAGACACGGAUCCUCACGGCGAAGAGCUAAUCAAGACCAAGGACCCUCUGGGUGAAGCCAUGAAGUACCUUUCACCACUCCUCGAGCAAAGCCCCCUCAACAUCAAGUCGCAACAAGCCGGCUUCGAAGUCUUUGUGCGUAGGGAAAAGUACCUACCCGCCCUGAAAUGCCUGGUCGCGGCUUCCAAAAUCGACAACAAUGACGCAACACUCAAGGAACAAAGUGCUCGUUUGCGCAAGACCUUGUCGGAGCUCAAAGAGCCGCUUCCGGAGAAGAUCAAGGAGGUUGUUGAUGCCGAGUUGGCUACACUGCCAUGAGGAUAUCGUUGGCAUUUUUCUAUAUACACCUCAUCAUGCAGAAGAGAAAAAGUAUACUUGUUGCCGCUUCUUUGUUUCUUGACUUGUGCUAUCUCCAUCUAUGUACGUGAGGUGUAAAAGGGAUGCUGUAGAUAUGCAGAGUAUUUUCCCCGACGUGGGGGAGAUGUCAAGGGGAUAGUGGUGAAAGUGCGAUAUUCCCCUGGAUCGUAGGCAAGGUUCCCAAAUGUUAUUGUGCAGUAAGACGGCUGAGUCUUUCUUUUUUUAUAUCGCUGGGAGGGAUGGCUGGGGAGAGAUGGGAAAAGUGAUGGGGGAUGUAAUGUCUUUUUGACUUUUGAUGGGUUGUAGUUCUCUCCACUGGACAAGCGAGCGUGAUUUGGAAAGAAAAAAAAAGACUGUGCAUUUAGACAGCUGCAUUUUGGUAAUGGCUGUGUUUGGGUUAGGGAGAGAAGGAGAUGGAUUUUAGGUCUACUGCUUUCUAG